Messenger RNA from Epinephelus lanceolatus (giant grouper), 589 nucleotides. It is a transcript of the gene spcs1, whose product is annotated as signal peptidase complex subunit 1. The record is from RefSeq and is a predicted model, not a curated record. Lineage: Eukaryota; Metazoa; Chordata; Actinopteri; Perciformes; Serranidae. Gene Ontology annotation, cellular component: membrane; signal peptidase complex. Gene Ontology annotation, biological process: protein targeting to ER.
CGGACGGGUCCUUCACUACACGACGUAUCUUUUUAAAAACCGGAAGACAAACUGUUUCGGUUUGCACCGUUUACACCAAAUUCUGUCCGUAUGCUUGUUCAUUUUUAAGCGGAAAGAUGCUGUCUAUAUUCAAGUCCAUUCCCUCACACAUGGAUUAUAAAGGCCAGAAACUGGCUGAACAGAUUUUCCAAGGAAUAAUUCUCAUCUCAGCGGUGAUUGGAUUCGUGUAUGGUCUGAUCAUUGAGCAGUUCGGAUGGACGGUGUACAUCGUCCUGGCUGGUUUUGCUGUGUCUUGUGUGUUGACCCUGCCUCCAUGGCCCAUGUACAGAAAGAAUCCUCUGUCCUGGCAGCCAGUUAUACCAGAGACCAGCGGGGAGCCCACCCAAAAACCUCAGGAAACUCUCAAGAAGAAGAAACACAAAUAAAUCAGAAUGCUCCCUGCCUGACUGUGAAUACAUCCUUUAUAUCAGAAACUAUUUUGAAUUUCGUCUCACGGUUCGCAUUUGAAAAGAAAACAUACUUACAGUGUUUGUCAGUCAAUGAAAUACUUGUGUCCACAUAAUAAACAUCAGAUACUCUGUUUUAUAAA